UCUAGAAAUUGCAUUCUCACCAAAUAAUAACGAAGUUCACAUAUACAAAAAGGAAGGAAAUGACUGGAAGCAAACAAACAACCUUGUAGAACAUGACCUUAGAGUGAUGGGGAUUGAUUGGGCUCCCAACACCAACCGUAUUGUUACGUGUUCUGUUGACCGUAAUGCUUACGUCUGGACUCAAGGAGAUGAUGGGAAAUGGGCAACUACCCUUGUUCUUCUGCGUAUCAACCGAGCAGCGACUUGCGUGAAAUGGUCUCCCAUGGAGAACAAGUUUGCUGUCGGGUCAGGAGCUAGAUUGAUAUCAAUUUGCUAUUUUGAGAAGGAAAAUAAUUGGUGGGUGUCUAAGCAUAUUAAGAAGCCCAUUCGUUCGACUGUGACAUCUAUUGAUUGGCAUCCCAAUAACAUUUUGCUCGUCGCUGGCUCUGCUGACUUCAAAGUACGAGUUUUCUCUGCCUAUAUCAAGGAUAUCGAAGAUCAGCCUGGACCGAAUGUGUGGGGCUCUAAGUUGCCUUUAGGACAACUGUUAGCAGAGUUUCCCAAUUCGCCUUCAGGUGGCGGUUGGGUCCACAGCGUUUCCUUCUCUGCGGACGGAAAUAAAGUUGCCUGGGUCGCCCACGACAGCUCAAUCAACGUAACCGAUGCUACUAAAGGAAGGGCUGUCAUAAAACUAAAGACUGAAUACCUGCCAUUCUUGGGAUGCAGUUGGAUCACCAACAAUUCCCUGAUAGUAGCAGGCCACAGCUGCAUUCCGUUAUUGUACUGCCACGACGGUGACGAUAUUAAGUAUGUCGCCAAACUCGACAACACUCAGAGGAAGGAGUCCGGGGGACUGUCUGCUAUGAAGAAGUUCCAGUCCUUGGAUCGUCAUGCUCGUAUCGAGACCAGCGAUACAUUCUUGGACUCGAUACACCAGAACGCUAUCUCGUGCAUCAAUAUUUACAAAGGAACUAAAUCCCACACUAACAAGUUCAGUACUUCAGGUCUCGACGGCCAGCUCGUCAUAUGGGACUUGGACACUUUGGAGAGGUCAUUUGAAGGAAUCAAGAUUGUCUAAAUAAAAACUGUAUACGUUAUUUUAUUUAUUUAUUUAUGCAAUUAAUAAUCAGUUUGAAACGAGUUCCGAAGUCACUCAACAAAUAUAUAAAUGGAGAAAGCGGUGAAUAUAUCGCGAUCACAGUCUCAUCAGUCUAGCGUAAAAAUAAAUCAAAGCAAUCCAGAGUGAAUUCAGCUCGUAAAAAUUUAAAACUUUCAAAUAUACAGAACAAACAAUAAAUUAUAGAUACAACUUGUUUUAUUA
Bombyx mandarina (wild silkworm) is the source of this 1300-nucleotide messenger RNA. It is a transcript of the gene Arpc1, whose product is annotated as Actin-related protein 2/3 complex, subunit 1A. Gene Ontology annotation, cellular component: actin cytoskeleton; Arp2/3 protein complex. The record is from RefSeq and is a predicted model, not a curated record. Gene Ontology annotation, molecular function: actin filament binding. Gene Ontology annotation, biological process: Arp2/3 complex-mediated actin nucleation. Lineage: Eukaryota; Metazoa; Arthropoda; Insecta; Lepidoptera; Bombycidae.